Molecule: messenger RNA, 4110 nt
Organism: Anguilla rostrata (American eel)
Lineage: Eukaryota; Metazoa; Chordata; Actinopteri; Anguilliformes; Anguillidae
Product: protein-L-isoaspartate O-methyltransferase domain-containing protein 2
Exons: 7
Coding region: 257-1417 (386 amino acids)
Biological process (GO): protein modification process
Cellular component (GO): cytoplasm
Molecular function (GO): protein-L-isoaspartate (D-aspartate) O-methyltransferase activity
Source: RefSeq, a predicted model, not a curated record
GUCAGAGCGUCAGCUGGUCAAUGUUUACAUCCAGCAUUGUGCUUGCUGGCCCUGAAUGUUUCUGAACAAAAGCUUGAGAAGCGCCAAAACGCUGAAGGAAUUAUUAUUAUUAGUCAAAGAAAAAAAUAACGCUUAAACCAACACGUCUUCGAUUUUCGAUUCGGUAUUAGUCAACGUAGCUGUUGGUGGCUGCGACAACGGCUUGUCUUUCCUCCAAGCAGAAAUUCCACCUGGUCCACCUGUCACUCCAGCCAAGAUGGGUGGAGCCGUGAGUGCUGGGGAGGACAAUGACGAGUUGAUUGACAACCUGAAGGAGGCGCAUUACAUCCGCUCAGAGCUGGUGGAGCAGGCGUUCCGCGCCAUCGACCGCGCGGACUAUUACCUGGAGGAAUUCCGCGACAAUGCCUACAAAGACCUGGCCUGGAGGCAUGGCAACAUCCACCUUUCUGCCCCCUGCAUCUACUCUGAGGUGAUGGAGGCCCUGGACUUGCAACCAGGUCUCUCCUUCCUCAACUUGGGCAGCGGCACUGGUUACCUGAGUACCAUGGUGGGCCUCAUUCUGGGUCCAUUUGGUGUAAACCAUGGGGUAGAGCUGCAUGCUGAUGUGAUAGAGUAUGCCUACCAAAGACUGGAGUUUUUCAUCAAAACCAGUGACAGCUUUGACAAGUUUGAAUUUUGCGAGCCCUCCUUUGUGGUGGGAAACUGUCUGGAGAUCACGCCGGAGAGCAGGCAGUACGACAGGGUGUACUGUGGGGCGGGGGUGCAGAGGGAGCAUGAGGACUACAUGAAAAACCUGCUGAAGGUGGGGGGGAUCCUUGUCCUUCCCCUGGAGGAGAAGCUGACCAAGAUCACUCGCACUGGUUACAAUAGCUGGGAGACCAAGAAAAUCAUUGCUGUUUCCUUCGCUCCCCUGGUGUUGCCAAAGAACAGGGAUAAUGGCAAAACCAAAAUGGUUCCACUACCAGCCAUGUUCGAGGUGCGAUCCUUGCAGGAUCUGGCACGCAUUUCCAUCCGGCACACCCUGAAAAAGACGUCGGGGCAGGAGCGCGGGCACGGCGGGGGCGUGGCCAGGGGCGGGAUCGGGGGCGUCCCCAAGGCCGGCCCGCGCUUCAAGCGCAGACGCAUGCACCGGCGGCGCAUGGACUCCGUGCUCCUGGCCAACAAGCACGUGUUCCUCAACCGCAUGCUCCCGGGGCCCAUGGACGACAACAACAACUGCGACGGCGCCGAGGAAGAGCGGGCGGACGAGAGCGAGAUGGGAGGCGAGGCCGAAGAAGAGGAAGAGCAAGAGGAGGAGGAGAGGGAAGGCAGAGAGCUCAGGUCCGAACCUGCUAUCAACGUACUAAGAGAGAGGAUCCUCGGUUUGCCUCUGCCGGAGCCCCUCAAAAUGUACCUGCUCUAUUACCGUGAGAAAUAAGAUACUCCCAGUGCCACCCAUCCAGAAUAGUUUUAUUCCAGAUGCAGAGAUAAACAAGACUACAGUUUCCAGCGUCCUCCUCCCUCGACAGGUGUGGCAAACUUUGUAGGCAAAUAAGCCACCUUUUUUUCCAAAUGAGCCUCCCUGGGUCUCGGUUUGCUCUUGUUGCUGGAAGGAGAAGGAACACUUGUUUUGAGGAGAGUGGGUGGUUCUCGGUGGAUAGAUGGGAAGUAUUAUCGUUUGCUUUGCUGUACUUUUCACUAACUUCUCUCUGUUUGUGCAAUGUAAUAUUUGGUCUGCCGUGCAAAAAUUUCAGUUUAAUUAUGACAGUGUAACUCUAUGGAGGCUGCAUGGUCUUGACUAAUAGCUGGUGGAAAUUGUGCAAGGCACCUUUAAAUGAUGGAUUCUCAACUCCCGCCACUCACCAUCUCCCGCCCUCCACAUCUCUGCUUGGGAGUUGCUGUUUGAUAGCAUAUUCUAAUCUGAACAUAGGCCAUGUUCCAUACUAUUUAAACUCCAAGAGUUUGCUGUGGGCAUAUCAUUUCAUGUAGUGAGAUACCUGGAGUUGCAGUGCUGCCUGUUCACCUAUAGCAACGUAAUGGAGAAAAGACUAAGAAAGUUGGCUGCUCAUUUUCUGUCUCUGUUGAUUUUUUGAAAGAUAUAGUCUGACUACUGACAUUACCAGGCUCUUAUAAUUAGCACUUGACUGUAUAUCCCAUUUUAAUAAAAAUCAUCAGAAUUUGGGGAGAAAAGCAGACAGCUGGACCAGUGGAAAGUUAUAGCUGUAGUGUGGCCUUAUGAAAGGGAGAAAAAUAUUUUGGACAAUAAUGUAUUCAAAGGAUAAUGUAGUUAACCAAGACAGUUUGGUAUGUGAAGAGGAUGUAUAAAUUGCUGAAUGCUCUUUUUUCGCACCUUAUUCGGGAUCACUUUCAGUUGUUUAAUGCUAGGAUUUUGCAUUGUCUUCAUUACAGUAAGAGUUGAGUUUAUUUCAACACCAGACAGUGAUGUUUGAUGGUUUUGGGAAGGGCCAGAGGUACUGGAUUGUUUGGAAGAGGAAACUGGCUGAUGCAUGCUCAUGUAUGUCUAUUUGAAUAUGUCUCACAAAGAUAACUAAGGUAUCUGAAAGCCAAAGGUGGUUAAAAGUUUCCUGAAAAAAUAAAAUCAGCAAGGUAAAAUUACAGACCUGCUGUAAGAAAUAUACAUAUAUUUAUUGAUAGACAAAAAGAAAAGAAAUAACAUAAUGUGGCACAUGGACCUCGCUACCAUAUUCUGUGCCAAAUGUGCCUCCUUUGCCAUAACAGUUGAGCUUAAAUACCAUUCUUUUUUCCAUUUUGGCAAUAUAAGUCUGUCACAUUCCUUUAAAUCGGUCCAUUAUUAAGCUUGCCAACAUCACAUGGAAACAAUGGCCACAUCGACUGUGUCUGCUACACAACAGAAGAGGUUAAUCCUACACAGGGCCAAUCAGAAUUUUUUCAGUGUAAUUCACUGAAAAGUUGUACAUUUAUUGGCCCUUUAUUUUUUCACACAACUGCUUCCGAAUGCUAGGUGGUUUAUGUGAGAUUGAACAACUGGUCAUCAGAGUAAAGGAAGUGUUGAACACUGUAGGGUGCAGUAGGGUGUAGCUUCCUCUUACUUCUCUAGAAGGAACCUGCAACUCCAGUAGACUUUGCAGUAGUACAGCUAUCUGUAUGGGCCGUUUGAAAAGGGGUUUUUUUUUAGGCCCUUUAUCUAAGUGGUUCCAUGUGACACAGGAGCCAGUGGAUGAUGUGGCACUGUGCAUGCUGGCUGGACAAAAAAUGACCUGGCCCAUCCAGCCUGCACUGCUUCUACCCUGUCCUCUUUCCAGAGCUGUGCACGCAGAAGGUCUUUCUUGUGCUAGUAUGUGGUCAUGAAAGCAGGGGGCGUAUAACAGAUAUUGGCUGGUUCCUUUCAGAGAUUAAAUAUUUUCUCUCAUUACUGCCAUUCAUUUUGUUUAGCAAGCAUAGCAUCCUUUACUUACCAUAAUGAGCAGAUAGGCUCAUUUGACUCUAACCCGUGCAGUCUUCAUUAAUAUUGUUUGCACCUUUUUUAUUUUCAUUCCAUUACCUUUGACGUCUACACGUGCACAUUUUUUCCCCAACAUAUAAAAAAAAAUGAUGGAAUGGAUUUACUAAAUAGCUUUUCCUUAGGUCAUUAUGGUUCCUGGCCAGCAUUAUUAACAGUGUGAAAAAAGAGGAAAAAUGCUGAUUAUUGACGGAACAAUUUAUAGCCAGAUGGUGUGCAUCAUUUUUUAAAUUUUGUUUAAUUUUCGAAAGCUAUAGAUUCAAUAGUUCUUUGUGUGAUUUUUCAACCAUAUUUUCCUCAUUUUGGAUGAGGUCUAAUGCAUACGUAUUGAUUAAAGUUUAGUAACAGAGUGACAGUGAAGCUGAGGACAUAAUUAGUUCCUUUUGAUACUGACCACCGACUUUAUUCAUUUACAAAUAAGCUGUUCUAAUAAGUGCGAUGUCAGUGCCAAAUGUUACCUGCGUGGACCCUGCAUUUCUAAAGGAAUCGUUCUUACGAUGUUUCUGUUUGUACUGUAUCUCUAGGGUUUUCAUAAGUUUCAGCAUUUUUGGCAAUUGUAAAUUUGUUGUACUUUUGCACAUAUAUGAUGUGUAAUAGAAGAUGUUUUAUUGGCUGCUGUUGACAGAAUUAAAUAAAUGUGGAAGAAAUGA